AUGGCGGCGGUGUCCUCGGCCGCAGCGCUGCGUGGGGCGGAUUAUGAGAACGGGCUGCGGAGUGGGGCUGGAUCGGGCGGAGUGGGGCCGGAGCCGGGGGAGGACGAUCCCAUGGGCCGCGGAGGGCUCGAUCUGGACCUGGAGUUACUGAGUCCCGGCCGGAGGAACCGGCGGACCGCGGGCAGGGGAGCCUCGGCCAGGAGAUCGGGCGGGCGCGGGGCCGCGGCUGGGGCGGCCGGCCUGGAGGAGCUGGAGGAAGAGGAGCUCGAGGAAGAGGAGCCCGGGGAGCUGAGCGGAGACCAGACCAUCGAGGACCCGGUAAGGGCGGGCGGAUAGGGGGCCGGGGGGGGACAGCCUGCAGCCGCCGUGUGCUCGGUGCCGCUCGGUGUGCGGAGCCGCCCGGUGCCGGUAUCGGUGCUGGCCGAGCUGAGCUCCCCCCACCCCCCCCCCCAAACCCAAUGCUGGGCUGCCGCUUUAAACAUGGCCGCCAUUUCCUAUUGUUAGCGGGAGGGCGGCAGCGCUGCCCUGUAACCAGCCCAUACACACCGCCGGCACCGGGACUGUGAGUGCGGGGCUAGCACUGUCCGCCGGGACUGUCUCUCUAUGGAUAGCCGAGUAGGACAGACUGUAAUCCCUGUAACGGAGUAGGCUUGGCAUACCGGAGUGAGCUAUUGUCUGCUAUAGUUAUUACACGGCUCUAAAUCUCAUCAUAUAUGGCCGUAAACCAUUAUUUCUAAGCUGCCAGCUAGCACUGACUGUUCACUGCAUGGUUGCUAUUGUGGUUAUAGUGAUUGAUUGAAAUAUCUUUAAUUGGGUAUAGCUGGAAAGGUGGGGGUUUGUUGGUAGCUUUCAUUGAAUAUUUGAUUUUGUCCUAAUGCAGGAACUUGAGGCCAUCAAGGCUCGUGUUCGUGAAAUGGAGGAAGAGGCAGAAAAAUUAAAGGAAUUGCAGAAUGAAGUUGAGAAACAAAUGAAUAUGAGCCCUCCACCUGGCAAUGGUAAGUAUCAAUUGUCACAUUUUUGUUUUGUAAAAUGUUGACUGACAUUUACACUUUAAAAUAUUACAUAGUCUGGAAAGACUACCAGAAUAAGAGAGAAUCUGUUAACGAAUUGAGGACCAGUAACAGUGUAUGUAGUUAUAACUGUUUGACCACCUCAUUCCAAAAUGGAAUCACCUACUCAGUUGUUUGCCAUAGACCUGCAUAGAGUUGCCCAAUCAAGUGUAAUGUUCCACUAUGGAAUAGGGUAUAAAGGUACAAGAUUGUGGUAUUUGCAUAGUGUAGCAUUUGAUCCUUAAGGGGUUAAUAUAAGCUUAUAUACUAUAUGGAAAGUAUAACUCCACUCAUCAAAACAUUGCACCCCACUGUGUUGGUUUUGAUGGUAGGAGUACCCUUGGUCUGUCCCUGAUAAUGGGAGAAACCAUUUUGCAAUAUUUUGCCUUCUUACUUGGGUCCCUGGCUGGCUCUGUGUUCCUAUGGCUAACAUCCAGUUUCUGCAGAAGAUGGACAUCUCUUCCAGCAGCCAUCCCACGAAUGAAGUUCUGUGCAUGGAAUUCCAGACUCUUAUUCCACACUGUUUGAGGAUGCCCCAGUGAUGCUGCUGGAGGUGGCCCUAUGGCUUUUAGCAGAUGGGUUAAACUCUCUGUGCAGCAUUUAAAUGCCAAAUGCUGCCCAUACACCUCAUGUCCCAUGAACACAUCAAAUCAUUGAAGUGGUGGUCACUGUUUGUAGUAACACUUUAACAUUCACCUUUAGUGUUACUUUAGAUUACUGUUGCCCUCUUUGUCAAAAUAAGGUUUAAAAAAAACCUGUAAGAACUCUUUAUUGCAGUGCCAGAGCAAUCUCCUUGUGAUAGUCUCUUAUACAGUGAAUCAGAUACUUGACAUACAAACACUGAGAACACAGCCUUUUGUAUCGGUUCUUUCCCCCUGUCUUUCUUUGCUUAAAGUGUACAGUGCUCCUGAUGAGUGAAAUAUCAUUCUGCAGUUUUGAUAGGUUGAGUGCUAGCUGAUGCUCUCAGCACAAAACUGCUGCUAGGCCUAACGUCCAUUUUAAAGGGAAACUAGACACCCAGACAACUUCAGCUAAUUGAAGUGGUCUGGAUGCAGUGGCCCUUUUGCACUUAGUGCUGCAAUGUAAUGCAGCUCUAAGUCUGCACUCUGUGGCUGUCUGACAGCCACUAGACGGCUUCCAGAAUCUAAACGGACUUUUGGUCCGUCAUCCGACGCUGGAUGUCCUCACGGACCGCCAGCGCCAGAUUUUCCCUGUAGGAAAGAAUUGAAUAAUUCCUAUGGGAAGAUCUAAUGUGAGUGCGGCCAUUGCUGCACAUGCACACUGGGUCUCCCCUGCAGGCUGACAUCGGUGAGGGAGGGGCGUGGGCGGAGCCUGGCCUUGCGUCAAGGGAUAUCUGUGCUGGAUUCAAGUAAGUGGCUGAUAUAAAGGAUAGUAUCUCGUAGCACCCAUUCCUUGUGUGCAUCCCUACCUUGUCAAUUACAUGUUUACCUGUGUGUAUUAAGUAUAUGUAUUGCUUGAAGGAGUUUGUGCAUGUCCUCUUUCCAGUAAAUAAUGUGCUCCAACCUGGUUACCAUGAUUUAAAACAGUUGAUUACUUGACAGCUUUUGGAAAAAAUGUCAGGCUUAUUCUUAUUUUAAGAAUUUCAGCAAUGACCCCAUAGUUGUCAGUUUGUCUGUAGUAAUGGUGAUAAUGGAAUGUGUGCCACUUCAAUCAUUUUUUUAGUAGAUUAAACUUUAGUGUUUAGGAACCAUGUUGCAUGCAUUAAAAGCAAAAAUAAACCCAUUCCCAUUAGUAUGGAAGCUUAAACAGGGAGUGCAGUGUAAUACAAAAAAGUCUUGUAAGAAAAACUAUAAAGUAAAACUGUAAAUUUACAUGCAUGGUCACUGCAAGUUAAUUGUUGGGGAGGAUUAACAGAAGAAAGGAAAAAAAAUCUCUAUUUUAAAAACACAUGGAAGGAUGUCAUAUCCAUUGUGGUCAAAAAGGAUUUCUAGUAGUAUUCAGAGUUCUUCAGACAGCCUAAUCUUGACUGUCCAAGCCAAAUUCCUCACUGCCCCAUCAGAAUGGGUUACAACUCACCUUAUUUUCAGCUCUCCACGGGUGUGCUGGCUCUGCCCCCUUUGACAUCAUCAAAAUUGGCGUUGGAUUGGAGGUAUCCCUAGGCUGUAAUGUAAACACUGCCUUUUCUGAAAAAAUGCCUGAAGGGAAUGAUUCUACCAGAACAAAUACAAAAAGCUGUAGUUCUGGUGACUAGAGUCCCUUUAAUAUAGAAUAUUUUUUAUAGAAGUAGAAACUAGUAUGUUCACAUGGGGGUGCAGCAUUACAAAAUAAGAAUGAGCAGGAAUGUUUUUUUUAACCUGAUUUUUUUUUUUUUUUUCUCAGUUGUGGAUAUUUCUGAAAAUGUUUGCUUGUUACCUCUCUUGUAAAUGUGAAAAUGAUGUAAACAUAGCAUCAGAAAGCCUUUCAAACCAAAAAAAACCUGCUGCAUUUUUAGUUUUUUUUUGUUUUUUUUUUGCAUUUCAUGCUCAACAAUUCAUAUUUUCCUUGUUUCAUAGACUGAAUCAAUUUUAGGAUCAUUUUGUCUUGAAAAUUUAAACAAACCUUCCAGGAUUGAAUUGAUCAUUUUGAUUACAUAAGCAAAAUUAAACUUUAAAUGUCUGCUAGAGAUCAAAGGAUAUGCAGCAUUUUCAGAUACUAGGAAGUACUGGUGUUUGAUUUCAAGGGGUUUUAACAAUGUACAUAGUUUCAUGUAGUGUAUAUAAAUCUAUCAUGAUUUACUUGAAACUUGCAUGUCAUACAGCAGUAUUGGCAGCUACGUAGUUUUCAUCACUAGUGUUGAGACAUGAGGCCCCAUCUAUGUCCUCCACAUAUUCUCACUAAGAUUACUAUUCAUGCAUGCCAUUCCACUUGUGCUGUGUGCUCAUGGUUUGUUGUGAAGGAGAGGUCUUCCCAAAAUGUUUGUAUAACAUGUAUAUAAUCUGUGCAACAUGUACCUAUUUUAAGCAAAUGUAAUCGGUGUAAAAUUCCCAAUUGUUAGAAGAUAAAAUAGUUGUCAUGAUGCACAUGGACUGUUGCCUCUUUAAAGGACCACUAUAGGCACCCAGACCACUUCAGCUUAAUGAAGUGGUCUGGGUGCCAGGUCCAGCUAGGGUUAGCCCAUUUUUUCAUCAACAUGUUUAUGAAUGGGUUAAGCCUUCCCCCAUUCCCUCUAGCGGCUGUCUCAUUGACAGCCGCUAGAGGUGCUUGCUUGCUUCUCAGUGAGAGCACACCAGCGUCCAUAGGAAAGCAUUAUGAAUGCUUUCCUAUGUGACCGGCUGAAUGCGCGCGCAGCUCUUGCCGCGCGUGCGCAUUCAGCCGACGGGGAGGAGGAUCGGAGGAGAGUGUUUUCCUGGCACUAUAGUGGUCCUUUAAAGAGAAUAACUUAAUCUAUUCAGUGUACUAGCGAAUGUUUAAUGUUAAAGCUAUACAUUAUGGAACUUUUCUGGCUUACUGCUAUGCCAUUGACUGCAAAGUUUGUUUAGAGUGCCCAUUUAAUCAUUACACAAAUAUGGAACUAGUUAAAUAGGCAAACUGAAUAGUGUUCUAUUAGUCAUCUUUCCUCAUUUAGCUACUGUUUAAGGAGUACUCCAUCAAACUCCCUAACAUGGGAGUUUCACGCCAGUAACUUUGCUUUCUUGUCUUUAGCCGGGCCAGUCAUCAUGUCUGUAGAAGAAAAAAUGGAGGCAGAUGCCCGUUCCAUAUAUGUAGGAAAUGUAAGUGUCCUCUAUGAAUACAUUUUUGCAGCCUGGCUUGACAUACUUGACAGGUAUGAACUAGAUUUUGAAGCGCAAUGGCAAGUGUUGGUUUCUCUGCCUCAUAAAGUUGUCUUUAUGCAGGUUGACUAUGGUGCGACUGCCGAAGAGUUAGAGGCUCAUUUCCAUGGAUGUGGCUCUGUGAACAGGGUGACCAUUCUGUGUGACAAGUAUACUGGUCAUCCAAAAGGGUAUGUUUCAUUUGGUAAUACGUGGGUCUGUGGUGAAUCAAUGUUGAUGUGAUUCUUUUAUUUAAACAAGGCUUAUUAGGGGUGCUUUUAAUACAAGCAAAAGCUCUGCCUUGGAAUAUGUGAAAUAUAAAAUACUGGUGCUGCAAAUACUAUCAAUGAAACAGUUGUGCUAAGAUUUCUUAACCAGGGCCUGGGGUCCAUAUUGCUAGAUUUCUCUCAAACUAGAUGUCCCCUCAUCGAUGAGACAAACUUUGAACACCAGUAAGGGCAAAGAAAGUCAUGUUCCAUCAAGCUGUUGGAAAUAAUAGCCCUGCUUUCAGAAUUUUUGUAAUGCUUAAAAUCCUAUUUGCCAAUUACAUUUAAAAAUGUGCUUAGUUGUAAUAGAUCUCAUCUUUUAUGGGUAAAGAGUCCCUGCAGAUGGUUGCCAAUCAUAGUAAGGAUUUGUAUAGACUUUUUAUUAUUUCUUUAUUUAGGUUUGCUUACAUAGAAUUCUCAGAUAAAGAAUCGGUCAGGACGUCAAUGGCAUUGGAUGAAUCACUGUUCAGAGGGAGACAAAUAAAGGUACAAUAAUGUAUUUGUCUUAAAUCACACUUGUGUAUUAUGCAGUAAUUCUGUAGGAAACAAUGUAUCUAAUUGAUACUUGAUAUGCAACAGCUAAUCUGUCAGUCUCACUGUCCUGGUUCUACCUAUGGUUUUAAUUUUGCCUUCUAACCUAGAAUGAUUUAUAAUUUUCUUUGUGUGACUUCUCCAUUGUUGUAAUUUGUAUUUGGUUAGAUUGCUUAAUAAAUCACUGCAGACUUGCCCUCUCACUUUAUGUAGCUAUGGAUAAGUCUGGUAGUGCAGCAUUCUCUUAUUUGACCUGUUAGCUACAGAGGGAUUGAAAUGUUUUGUCUUCUAUUUAUAGGUAGUUCCCAAGCGGACUAACAGACCAGGUAUCAGUUCAACAGACAGAGGCUAUCUACGGGCGAGAUAUAGAGCCAGGGCAUCCUCCUACAGCUCGCGUUCCCGCUUCUACAGUGGCUUCACUGCCAGACCCAGAGGACGCGUGUACAGGUCUGGGGAAUGCUCUCCAAUGGAUGGGGGCAGUGCAUUUUUGGGGUUGUCCUCUUGCCAGAGGGAGGUCUCGAGGUAUUGGCACAAUGUCUAAAACAUGUCUUGUCUUUUACAGGGGUCGGGCUCGAGUGACGUCAUGGUAUACUCCUUACUAA
Pelobates cultripes (western spadefoot toad) is the source of this 6197-nucleotide messenger RNA. The record is from the annotation of a GenBank genome assembly. Lineage: Eukaryota; Metazoa; Chordata; Amphibia; Anura; Pelobatidae.